Molecule: messenger RNA, 1179 nt
Organism: Daldinia childiae
Lineage: Eukaryota; Fungi; Ascomycota; Sordariomycetes; Xylariales; Hypoxylaceae
Product: developmental regulator VelB
Exons: 6
Coding region: 1-1179 (392 amino acids)
Source: RefSeq, a predicted model, not a curated record
AUGCCUCCGCCGCGAACGAAUAUGGCCCCGCCCAACAUGCCAGGUCCCAGAGAUCGUGCUGGUGAGCUCGGUACGACAGAGAACGGCGUCACCAGUUCUGGUCCUAAUCCACUUUCUUCCAAGCCUGGCCCUGAAGAAAAAGACAAACCGGCUCCUCAGCCAAUUGAGGGCACCGACGCGACUAGGAAAUAUAGACUUGAGGUGGUUCAACAACCCCUAAGAGCGAGAAUGUGCGGUUUUGGUGACAAGGACCGACGGCCUAUUACUCCCCCGCCCUGCAUCAGACUAGUAGUGAUGGAUAAGACUACGGGAAAAGAAGUAGAUUGCAACGAGGUUGAACAUCAACAUUAUGUAUUACACGUGGAUCUCUGGUCUGAAAAUGGAGACAAGGAGGUCAACCUUGUCAAGCAUUCUCAGCAGUCGCCGUCGAUUUCAUCCACGCAAGCUUCGUCUUUCCGAGAAGUGAUCGAGGGAAGCCAAGCGGGAGGUUAUGGAUACCAGUCCAUUGUGCCAUCAAACCGCGAAUACGCACAGCAACCUAGCCCUGCUUACCCUCACGCAAUGCCUCCUUAUCAGCCAGACCCGUACGGCCAAGGAUACGGUUAUCCCCCACAAGCCCAACCGUAUGGCUAUCCUGGUGGUGGUUACCGAAAUGACAUGGUACCGGGCGUGCCUCAAUUACCUUCGCAGCCCAUGUUCGGACCCCGGUUCUCCCAGGAUAUGUCGGGACAUCAGAUGACACACAACCGUCUUAUGGGGCCUCAAUCACCAAACGGCAUGUAUACGAGAAAUCUCAUCGGUAGCCUCGCUGCAAGCGCUUCGCGUCUCACCGAUCCUACAGAUAAGAUUGGAAUUUGGUUUAUUUUACAGGAUUUAAGUGUCCGGACAGAAGGGUGGUUUAGAUUACGAUUUUCUUUCAUCAACCUACGACGGCCAGACGCGAUAACUAAUGGCGGCAGCGAUGCCGAACUCCUAAACAGAGGCAGGGCUCCAGUCCUUGCGCAGGUCUUCAGCGAGAAGUUCCAAGUAUAUUCAGCAAAGAAAUUUCCAGGUGUCUGCGAAAGCACUGCUCUCAGCAAAUGUUUCGCUGUACAGGGUGUUAAGAUCCCGAUCAGAAAGGACGGGCAGGACGGAAAGGGGAGCAAAGGCCGAGGAUCAGAUGACGAAGAUGAGAAUUAA